AUGGAGGCGGUCAUUCAGAACCUGCACGAUGCAGAAGAGAAGCGAGACCUCAACUACCGUGCAAACGAGGACGAGCGCGAGCGCAUGUUCGUCGAAGCCGAGCGCCGGAGGGACGAGGAGGCCAUCGCGCGCCGCGAAGGUGCCCUGGAGGGCAUCGUAGAGCAGCUGAAGGCCCUUCCCCCGCCCGUCGUGCCGGCGGACGUUGGCAAGGGCGCCGCAGGCGAGCCAGACGAGUCGAGGUCGGCGCCCACAGUGCCCAGCGACGGUGCGCCUUCCCAUCGGACGGCGUCGAUCAUCACGGCCGGCGACGUCGGCGAUCCUGGCGCGUUCAUGGACACGAUGCAGGAGGUCGCCAAACGCCACGCUGAAGACAUCCGCGAGAUCAUCGAGCUCGAACGCGAGUCCGCUGCUGCCGAGCGCGAGCGGAUGACGGAGGCCAUGCAAGCGGAUCACCAGAAGACGGUCGAGCAGCUCGAGGCGCGCAUCCGACUACUCCAGGACGAACUCGAGGGCGUCAAGCAGGACUUUGAGACCGAGCGGCUCACGCGCUCGGCGGAGGAUGCGGCACAGCGCGAGGCAGAGCGGGCAGAGCGCGAGGAGCAGCACGACACUGUGCGCGGUCAGCUCACCGACCUCACGAACCUCGUCUCCGAACAAGGGAGCACGAUCGAGGAGAAGAAACGCCUCAUGGACGAGCAUUGGGACAUCAAGCAGGAGCGCUGGCAACAGAAGGACGCCCACGACGCACACACGCACAACCUGCUCAACAUGAUCUUGGAGUCGCAGGAGCGCAUGCUUCAGGAGCAGGUGACCGCAAAGGAAGAACUCCAGGGGCAGAUGAGGACCAUGCAACAAGAAGCUCUGGAGGCUAUUCAGCAGCAGCGGGAAGCGUACGAGGGUACCAUCCAGAACAUGGCUGAAGCAUGGCGCGCCGACUGCGAGCAGCGCAAGCAGGAGACCAUUGACGCUGUCAAGGCGACCGCGAACGAACAGAUCCCGUACAACGUUCAAGGGUAUCUGGACGAAUUCAGUCGCUCGCUGGCUACUGAGGUGCGCAUGCUGCUCAGCGAAGUCGGCAAGCUUCGCGAGGACAAGAGGAAUCUCGAAUUCCAAAUUGGGGAGCUCCUCACGUUCAAGUCCAAGUAUGGCCCUGCCGGCGAGUUUGAUCCCAGCUGGAAACCUGUUAUGACCUGCGGUCCGACCGACGCCGCACCAGCUCCCGAGCCGGCUCCCGAGCCUGAACCCGACGUCCCUCAACCAGCACCUACUGCCUGGAGGACUGUGCAUCCGCGCCAGUCGCGCCGUCGGAGGCAGGCGCCAGCGCCGGCGCCACCUCCGCCAGAGGUUGUUCCCCCUCCGACUACGUCCUGGGCGACAUGGCAACCCCAUCCCACAUUCCAGCCAUCGCCCCCCAUCCAGCACGUCGAGCACCUUCUUGCACCGCCAACGCCGAGCCCAGGUCUGUUCGGUCCUCGUUCCCCUCGCAGUUCGAUCCACCAGGGAUGA
Epithele typhae is the source of this 1506-nucleotide messenger RNA. RefSeq lists its product as uncharacterized. NCBI's taxonomy places the organism in Eukaryota, Fungi, Basidiomycota, Agaricomycetes, Polyporales, Epitheliaceae. Bases 1 to 1506 code for a protein of 501 amino acids. The record is from RefSeq and is a predicted model, not a curated record. The transcript is spliced from 7 exons.